AUGGCUUUUAAGGUUCUAUGUAUCAUAGCUGUAUUAGCUGUAGCGGUGAUAUCAGCUGAGGAAGGUCAUUCGUCCCAGUACAUCCACAAACACGACGACCACCAUCAAAAAGUGGAAAUAAAAGACGAGCAUGGACAUCAUCACGUCGACUACUAUACCCACCCCAAGUACGAGUUUGAGUACAAAAUAAAGAACCCCCACACGGGCGACCACAAGGUGCAGCACGAGCAUCGUCAUGAGGACAGUGUGAAGGGACACUACUCGCUGCAGGACCCUGAUGGUACUGAGAGACAUGUUCACUACCACGCUGACAAACACUCCGGUUUCCACGCAGACGUGAAACACAGCACUCAUCACAUCGUGCCACAUCAUCAUAAGCAUCAUUAA
Helicoverpa armigera (cotton bollworm) is the source of this 387-nucleotide messenger RNA. Its product is annotated as cuticle protein 19-like. The record is from RefSeq and is a predicted model, not a curated record. Gene Ontology annotation, cellular component: extracellular matrix. The coding region runs from base 1 to 387 and encodes 128 amino acids. The transcript is spliced from 4 exons. NCBI's taxonomy places the organism in Eukaryota, Metazoa, Arthropoda, Insecta, Lepidoptera, Noctuidae.